CUAAACCCACAACAGUAAAAUCAGUCUGUAUAUGCAGUAAAGCAUGCUUGAUAUACUGACUGUGGAACCUAAGGGGUUCAUCCUCCACAUUGUGUAAAAAGGAUGUUUGAUCCUCUCUUAUCUGAUCCUCCCCUUCUACCAGUGUCCCCUAAAUAUCUCCUGAUAGAAAAGAGGCUCGGGAGCAAGAUGCACAUGCUCAAUUUGGUGUGUAUUGCAAGAGAGGUUUUUUGUUUCUAGGGAGAAGUUCAUGUGAUCAGCACAGGGCCAAUCAGCACUGUCCAGACAGAGGUCAGGGGUUCUGCAUCC
This is a messenger RNA of Staurois parvus, 306 nucleotides long. The record is from the annotation of a GenBank genome assembly. Lineage: Eukaryota; Metazoa; Chordata; Amphibia; Anura; Ranidae.